Messenger RNA from Drosophila serrata, 426 nucleotides. RefSeq lists its product as uncharacterized. The record is from RefSeq and is a predicted model, not a curated record. NCBI's taxonomy places the organism in Eukaryota, Metazoa, Arthropoda, Insecta, Diptera, Drosophilidae.
ACAAUGGCAUUCCGUUACAUCUUUGUGAUCAGCGCUCUGGUUGUCCUGAGCCAAGGAUCUUAUCUGUCCUCAGUGGAUCAGGAAUCUGAUGUUGGCGUUCACCAAUCUGGAGUAGCUUCGUCUGGAGCUCCAGUUUCUGGCACUCCUCGAGGACAUCCUUCUGUGUCUCAACCUCAACGCCCUGCAUCGGGCUAUGGCUCCACCUCAGGUUCUGUUGCAGGACCCAGACGAUCCAGCGGAUCCAAUGCCGCUAGACCUCGUCCUCAUAGUGGUGCUUCUCGUCGAUCAUCUGGUGGAUCCCUAAAUCGUCCUUAUGCCAGUGCCAAUCGUCCUUCGGCCAAUCGUCCUUCUGUCAAUCGUCCUGCUGGCGGUGCCAACACAGGCCACGGAAAUUCUCACCAGAUCCAUAACCAGAAGCCGUAUUAG